Messenger RNA from Dama dama (fallow deer), 4110 nucleotides. It is a transcript of the gene RASSF3, whose product is annotated as Ras association domain family member 3. NCBI's taxonomy places the organism in Eukaryota, Metazoa, Chordata, Mammalia, Artiodactyla, Cervidae. The record is from RefSeq and is a predicted model, not a curated record. Bases 922 to 1578 code for a protein of 218 amino acids. The transcript is spliced from 5 exons. Gene Ontology annotation, biological process: signal transduction. Gene Ontology annotation, cellular component: cytoplasm.
UGUGUGGCAUGUGGGAUCUUAGUUGGGAUUCCCAACCAGCGAUUGAAUGCUCAUCCCCAGUAAUGGAAAUGCAGUCUUAACCCUUGGAUGUCCAGGGAAGUACCAUGUAUUAUAUCUUAUAAUUAUUUUCUCUCUCUUUUUUUUUUCCAAUUGAGGUGUAGUUGACUUACUGUGUUUCAGAUGUACAGGAAAGUGGUUCUAUUUCCAAUAGAUUCUUCUUCAGUUUCUUUUCCAUUAUAAGUUGUUAGAAGAUAUUGAAUAUAGUUCCCUGUACUAUACAGUAGGUCCUUGUUGUUUAUCUUUAAUAUUUAGUAGUGUGUAUCUGUGAAUCCCAAAUUCCUAGUUUAUCCCUCCCCCCUCUUAUUGUAUACUUUUUAGGGUGUGCUUUGAAGAGUCUUUGGAUAGUUCAUGGUGAAUAAUGAAUGCUGUAAGACUCUCAUUUUCUGCUCCAGCCAUGACCUGGAGCUGGCUCGUUGUGGACUGGAAAGAGUGGGUCAGGCAGAGAGAUGUGAGAGACAUGUUUUAAAUUUCCUUAGAAAUAGUCACGGAAGCUCCUGAAAAGUUACUUUAAUUAAACUACAGCUUUUUCCUCCCCUAACCAUUGACACCAAAAAUAAGAUUGCUCUGGGACUUGACACUGGUAGAUAGAAUGCCCCCCAAGGGACUUGAGGUUUGCUUCCGAAGCUGGGCAGUGACCACGCUGGCCUCCCAACACUGACCCGUCAGACCUCACUGGGACGGGACUGGAAUCGAAAAGUUCCUGAGAUGACUUAGAGUCAGCACAGCCCUCUCUGGGUCUCCAGUCAAGGAACGUGAGACCUGAAUGGAUUUGAAGCCCUUAAAGUGCUCCUGCAUGCAAGUUCUUUCCUCGCUGGUGGAGCUGUGUUCAUCACACUAGCUCCCAGUGACUGGUGGGAGCAAAUGCCUACUCCGAUAGCCUGCAGCUGCGAGGAUGGGGUGAUGUAUCUGGCUGGAAAAGAGGAUGUGGAGAAAGAGAAGGAAACCCACAAUUACCUCAGCAAAGAGGAAAUCAAAGAGAAAGUUCAUAAAUACAACUUAGCAGUCACAGACAAGUUGAAGAUGACCUUGAAUUCAAAUGGGAUUUACACUGGCUUCAUUAAAGUACAGAUGGAACUCUGCAAACCUUCACAGACUGCUGGAAAACCCGCUCCCAGUAGCAAUGGCUGUAUGAACACCCUUCACAUCAGCAGCACGAACACCGUUGGCGAAGUGAUUGAGGCCCUGCUUAAGAAGUUUCUUGUGACCGAGAGCCCUACCAAGUUUGCACUUUAUAAGCGGUGUCACCGGGAAGAUCAAGUCUACGCCUGCAAGCUCUCGGACCGGGAACAUCCACUCUACCUGCGUCUGGUAGCAGGUCCCAGAACAGACACACUCAGUUUUGUUCUUCGCGAACAUGAAAUUGGAGAGUGGGAAGCCUUCAGCCUGCCAGAGCUACAGAAUUUCUUGAGGAUCUUGGACAAGGAAGAAGACGAGCAGCUACAGAACCUGAAGGAGCGCUAUGCGGCCUACAGACACAAGCUGGAAGAAGCCCUCAGCCAGGCGUGGAAACCGGGGUAAAGUGUGGGGCUCCCUGCCCCUCAGGGACGGCGCGGGACCUGCGUGUGCACCGGCAGCCAGGGUCUCUCUUGUCGGAGGGCGGUUUUCUUGCCCUAUGAUGCUAGGGCCUUUCCUUUCUACAAAUCUCUAGAUCUAGUUUCCCCAAACUGGUCACGCAGCAUCCUGCAGCUUGGGCGUCCUCUGUCAGGGAUUCCGCAAGCUUGUUCUGUUAACGGCCCCACGGUGUUACCUCUUGGCAAGCUGUGAACCUGUGGUCUCAUCUGGAGCAUUCUAGAGUGCUUUGAAGCAUGGACUUUGAGGUGUUUUUUUUCCCUUAUUUUCUUUUAGUUGAGUAUAUGAUGAUGUUAAGCUUAAGGUUGUGCAAAUGAUUUUUUAAAAGCUUAACAAGGACCCUUUCUGAAUACUUGUCUUACGUUGAAACUACCUGUCUGUUACUGGGUUUUAUUGUUUUGUUUUUAAUGUCGGAGGAAACAAUUCAUGUGAAUUGAAGGGCACAGGAAGCUAGGGGCGCUGAGGAGUUGGUGAAGGAUUUUGGAGGAGUCUGACAGAGAGAGGAAAGAGGAAGGAUGGAAGAAGUUGGAGGGUAGAGGUGGGGAGCCCCGAGGGAAGGUGGUUUGGGUAAGUGGAUGGUGGAGAAGGAGGUGAACUUGCUUGUUGCGGGGUUAAAAGCUUUCAGUUUAGAGACAUUAAAUGCAUUGUCAUAGUGCUUGAUUUCCUGGUGAGUAAAACGUGGGAACGGAAACCAAAGAAAGUAGGAGCUAGGCCCAGAGGAGGAACUGGCCGCCGGCCAUGGAAGGCAGGGGGAGCCGCCAUCUUGGCGAACCUGCGCGCUCCCCGCCCUUCCCGGGCGGAAGGUCUGAUGGGUGCAGCUCCUCUGGGCCGCCGGGCGGUGAGCGCCAGCGCUGACCCCUGUGACGUUACAGCCUCCCCCUGGGGUUGCUUUUCAAAGUGGAAAAGGAGUUCGGGAGGAGGCAGUGUACCCCCCGGCCCCCCAAACCCCCCUACCCCCCGACUGGGACUUGUCGAGCGAUUUGUAGAGUGAGGGGCUCUCAGCACUCUUGUUUGACAAUCACUCCCUCGUCUCCCUUUAGCCUCCCCCUCCCUUCUUCCUCCUUCCCUCCCCUCACUGCUCUCCCUUCUCCUCUCGGCCGUAGAACAGGGGUGUGGAUUAAGGAGGCCUGGACGACCAUCAGGUCCUCAGUUCCGAAGGGUGACUGGAAAGUGGGGGCGGGGGGCAGCGUCCACUCCCGGCGGACCACAGAGGAGGGGGCUUCUUAGAUUUUUAACCAAAGUGCAUGCUCCUGCAGACCAAAGAAGUGCAUGUGCAAUAGGAGCCUUCCUUAAAACAGGUUAAAUAGUCUCAUUUUAUGCAGUAGUUAAUCUGAAAACAACAGGAAAGGUGUGUUGAGCUUCCAGAGGGGCCUUCCAGUCUAUUCGUAGUCUAGAUAUUGUUUAUAAAUUCCCAAGGAAUUGUUAACACUUUGGUGACACCUAAUGGAUUCUUUUUGAAAUUCCAAGGUGCUUCAGUUCUUUGCCUCCUAAGUGAACUGUGCCUUUUUUAAGAACUGCAUUUCUGUUCCCUUCUUGGUGGUUCUUCUGACUUUUCAGAGAACACCCGUCUUGUUGGAGGCAGAUGUGUCGCUUCUGCUAUGCCACACACGUUACUGAGACAAUCAUAUCUUCCUAAGCUUUUUAAGGAAAGUUGGAAAGAAACCAAAAAAAAAGGUAGAACUAGCUAUAAAAUAUGUAUGGCACAUCUUGUUUAAUUUUGCAUGUAAGUUCCUUUUAGUGCCUCAGUGAGGUUUUAGUGACAUUGUCAACCAAUUCUUUACCUUCAUUGUUCAGGGAAUGCCUUCAUGAUUUUUAUACUGGUUUUACUAUUCAGACUAUGGCUUUGGUGUGAGUGUACUGUUAUCAACCACCUGGUCUUUUAAUUACCCAUCCCAGUAAGCUCAUAUUUUGUGAAGCCAUUGUUUCUCAGAUUAAGACACUGUUCGAACCUUAAAGUAGUUACCUGAUGGGUAUCUGUGAAAUUUUUUUUUUUUUACUUGAAGUAGAUUGUCUAAAUUAGGCAUCCUCGUCUGUAUGAUCCGGGACCUCGCUCAUUGUCAUCUGCACUACAAGUUUCAAUUUGGAAAACUUACUGUGUUGAAGUCCUGUUGGUUCAUGAUUCUUGAAGACCAAUGGUCUCUCCCGAACACUGGUGACUGCCGCAUUUUUAAUGUGUAAGAGGCCACCGAGGCCACAGAUUUUAAAAAGUUAUUGUACAAAUUCUUAUGUUAAAUUAAACUAUCUAAGCUUUGCUGUAAUACUGUUUUCUCUUCAGUAUAUGAUGGUACAGGAACGAGGUUAAAUGAAGGGGUGGUAUUGCAGGGGAGCAUUUUAAAUCACAGAAGUAAAAAAAAAUUAUAAUAUUUAUAAUUUUCAUGAGUUUAAGUUUAUUUUUAUGGGGAAAGAGGUUUUUUUUUUCCCCCUAAAAUUGUUUCUGGAAUGGCAAAUUGUUUCCAUUAUUAAAAGUUGAAGUUGUUAGUU